This is a messenger RNA of Dimorphilus gyrociliatus, 1565 nucleotides long. Lineage: Eukaryota; Metazoa; Annelida; Polychaeta; Dinophilidae. The record is from the annotation of a GenBank genome assembly.
AAUAACUGAAACGAGUUUGAGUGACUAAGAGCCAAGAUCAAGAAAAAUCAUCAUAAUAUUAUAAAAUAUAAUAGGUAUUUCAUAUAUAAACACAUAUAUGCAGUUAAUCAAUUAAUGAUUGUUUUAUGUUUAUAGAAAACAGCCAAAAAGUAAUGCCCGGAGAUAAUCACCUUGGACCAGCAUGGCCUGAAAACGUUGGAAUAUUGGCAAUAGAAAUAUAUUUCCCGCCUCAUUACGUUGAUCAAAAUGAAUUAGAACAAUUUGAUGAAGUCUCUACUGGAAAGUAUGUCAUUGGACUUGGACAAUCAAAAAUGGGCUAUUGUACUGAUAGGGAAGAUGUCAACUCCCUCUGUUUGACUGUUGUUCAAAAACUAAUGGAAAAACACAAUAUCCCAUAUGGAAGUAUUGGCAAACUCGAGGUAGGAACAGAGACUUUGCUCGAUAAAUCAAAGUCUGUUAAAAGCGUUCUCAUGCAACUAUUUCAAGAAUCUGAAAAUACUGACAUUGAAGGAGUUGAUACUACUAACGCUUGCUAUGGGGGUACAGCAGCUUUAUUUAACUGUAUCAAUUGGUUAGAAUCAAGUGCAUGUGAUGGUCGAUAUGCCAUGGCCGUUGCUGCAGAUAUUGCAGUUUAUGCACGAGGGAGUGCCAGAUGCACAGGAGGAGCUGGUGCUGUCGCAAUGUUGCUGGGACCUAACGCUCCUAUAGUCUUUGAAAGAGGGGUUAGAAGUACCCAUAUUCAACAUUCCUAUGACUUUUAUAAACCAAAUAUGGAAUCGGAAUAUCCAAUUGUGGAUGGAAAAUUAACAAUAGAAUGCUACUUAUCAGCUUUGGAUAAGUGCUACUCAAAAUAUAAGCAAAAAUUUUCUCAAGUAUAUCCUAAUUCUAAUGAGUUUUCCAUAACGGAUAGUGAUGCAUUUAUUUUUCAUACGCCAUAUUGCAAAAUUGUUCAAAAAUCGUUAGCUAGGUUAGCCGUUCAGGACUUUAUAAAUCAUUGUGGAAAUUGGCCUGAGUUAGAAAAAUUCAAAAAUAUUGACCUCGAAGAGUCGUACUUCAAUAAAGAUUUAGAAAAAGCAGCUAUGAGUGCUACCAGAGAGCUCUUUGAGGAGAAAACAAAACCUUCAUUGACCUUAGCAAAGAAUGUCGGAAAUAUGUAUACGCCUUCUGUUUACGGAGGACUUGUGUCUUAUUUACUGUCUAACGAUAUAGAUAAGUUACCAGGAAAGAGGCUUGUUCUAUUUUCAUAUGGAUCAGGCUUAGCAUCUUCUAUGUUCAGUGUUAAAAUUGAUAAUUCAGUUUCUCAACAACUGAAAAAUUUAUACAAAGGUAUAGCCGAUGUCCCGGCUAGAUUAGAAAAGAGAAUUAAGGUUUCCCCUUCCGUUUUUGAUAAAAUUAUGAAAUUGAGAGAAGAAACUUGCCAUAAAGCCCCCUAUUUUCCUGUUGGAGAAAAGGAUUGCCUUCUCCCAGGGACAUUCUACUUAACCAGCGUUGAUGAUAUGUUUAGAAGAAAAUAUGCAAGAAUACCCCCAGAAUCCCAUAACAAUUUUAACCACACGUCUAAAUAA